AUGUGGACAGCGCCGCGCAUAUCUGGACAGCGCCGCGCAUAUGUGGACAGCGCAGCGCAUAUCUGGACAGCGCCGCGCAUAUCUGGACAGCGCCGCGCAUAUCUGGACAGCGCCGCGCAUAUGUGGACAGCGCCGCGCAUAUCUGGACAGCGCCACGCAUAUGUGGACAGCGCAGCGCAUAUCUGGACAGCGCCGCGCAUAUCUGGACAUUCCCGCCUGGUCCGCACUCACACAUUCCCGCCUGGUCCGCACUCUCACAUUCCCGCCUGUCCCGCACUCUCGCUCACCCCCCUGUUCCGCACUCUCACAUUCCCCCCUGUUCCACACUCUCACAUUCCCCCCUGUUCCGCACUCUCACAUUCCCCCCUGUCGCUCACUCUCGCAUACCCACCUGCCUGUCAUAGGCACUCACACAUUCCCUCGUGCCCAGCACUCUCCCAUUCCCACGGGCCCAGCACCCUAACAUUACCUCCUAUCCCGCACUCUCACAUCCCCUCCUCGCCCGCACUCUCACAUCCCCUCCUCUCCCGCACUCUCUCAUUCCCUCCUAUCCCGCACUCUCUCAUCCCCUCCUCUCCCGCACUCUCUCAAUCCCUCCUAUCCCGCACUCUCUCAUUCCCUCCUAUCCCGCACUCUCUCAUUCCCUCCUAUCCCGCACUCUCUCAUUCCCUCCUAUCCCGCACUCUCUCAUUCCCUCCUAUCCCGCACUCUCUCAUUCCCUCCUAUUCCGCCCUCCCUCAUUCAGGCCUGUCCCGCACUCUCGCAUACCCCUUCCUGGCCCACUCACAUACCCCCUCACCCGCACUCACACAUUCCCCCCUGUUCCGCACUCUCACAGUCCAGCCUGGACCGCACCGCACUCUCGCAUUCCCCCCUCUUCCGCACUCUCACAUACCCCCCUGUUCCGCACUCCCACCCUCCCCCCUGUUCCGCACUCUCACAUUCCCCCUGUUCCGCACUCUCCCAUUCCCCCCUGUUCCGCACUCUCACAUUUCCUCGUGGCCAGCACUCUCCCAUUCCCACGGGCCCAGCACCCUAACAUUACCUCCUAUCCCGCACUCUCACAUCCCCUCCUCUCCCGCACUCUCUCAUUCCCUCCUAUCCCGCACUCUCUCAUCCCCUCCUCUCCCGCACUCUCUCAUUCCCUCCUAUCCCGCACUCUCUCAUUCCCUCCUAUCCCGCACUCUCUCAUUCCCUCCUAUCCCGCACUCUCUCAUUCCCUCCUAUCCCGCACUCUCUCAUUCCCUCCUAUCCCGCACUCUCUCAUCCCCUCCUCUCCCGCACUCUCUCAUUCCCUCCUAUCCCGCACUCUCUCAUUCCCUCCUAUCCCGCACUCUCUCAUUCCCUCCUAUCCCGCACUCUCUCAUUCCCUCCUAUCCCGCACUCUCUCAUUCCCUCCUAUUCCGCCCUCCCUCAUUCAGGCCUGUCCCGCACUCUCGCAUACCCCUUCCUGGCCCACUCACAUACCCCCUCACCCGCACUCACACAUUCCCCCCUGUUCCGCACUCUCACAGUCCAGCCUGGACCGCACCGCACUCUCGCAUUCCCCCCUCUUCCGCACUCUCACAUACCCCCCUGUUCCGCACUCCCACCCUCCCCCCUGUUCCGCACUCUCACAUUCCCCCUGUUCCGCACUCUCCCAUUCCCCCCUGUUCCGCACUCUCACAUUUCCUCGUGGCCAGCACUCUCCCAUUCCCACGGGCCCAGCACCCUAACAUUACCUCCUAUCCCGCACUCUCACAUCCCCUCCUCUCCCGCACUCUCUCAUUCCCUCCUAUCCCGCACUCUCUCAUCCCCUCCUCUCCCGCACUCUCUCAUUCCCUCCUAUCCCGCACUCUCUCAUUCCCUCCUAUCCCGCACUCUCUCAUUCCCUCCUAUCCCGCACUCUCUCAUUCCCUCCUAUCCCGCACUCUCUCAUUCCCUCCUAUCCCGCACUCUCUCAUCCCCUCCUCUCCCGCACUCUCUCAUUCCCUCCUAUCCCGCACUCUCUCAUUCCCUCCUAUCCCGCACUCUCUCAUUCCCUCCUAUCCCGCACUCUCUCAUUCCCUCCUAUCCCGCACUCUCUCAUUCCCUCCUAUCCCGCACUCUCUCAUUCCCUCCUAUCCCGCACUCUCUCAUCCCCUCCUCUCCCGCACUCUCUCAUUCCCUCCUAUCCCGCACUCUCUCAUUCCCUCCUAUCCCGCACUCUCUCAUUCCCUCCUAUCCCGCACUCUCUCAUCCCCUCCUCUCCCGCACUCUCUCAUUCCCUCCUAUCCCGCGCUCUCUCAUUCCCUCCUAUCCCGCACUCUCUCAUUCCCUCCUAUCCCGCACUCUCUCAUUCCCUCCUAUCCCGCACUCUCUCAUUCCCUCCUAUCCCGCACUCUCUCAUUCCCUCCUAUUCCGCCCUCCCUCAUUCAGGCCUGUCCCGCACUCUCGCAUACCCCUUCCUGGCCCACUCACAUACCCCCUCACCCGCACUCACACAUUCCCCCCUGUUCCGCACUCUCACAGUCCAGCCUGGACCGCACCGCACUCUCGCAUUCCCCCCUCUUCCGCACUCUCACAUACCCCCCUGUUCCGCACUCCCACCCUCCCCCCUCACUCUCCCAUUCCCACGGGCCCAGCACCCUAACAUUACCUCCUAUCCCGCACUCUCACAUCCCCUCCUCUCCCGCACUCUCUCAUUCCCUCCUAUCCCGCACUCUCUCAUCCCCUCCUCUCCCGCACUCUCUCAUUCCCUCCUAUCCCGCACUCUCUCAUUCCCUCCUAUCCCGCACUCUCUCAUUCCCUCCUAUCCCGCACUCUCUCAUUCCCUCCUAUCCCGCACUCUCUCAUUCCCUCCUAUCCCGCACUCUCUCAUCCCCUCCUCUCCCGCACUCUCUCAUUCCCUCCUAUCCCGCACUCUCUCAUUCCCUCCUAUCCCGCACUCUCUCAUUCCCUCCUAUCCCGCACUCUCUCAUUCCCUCCUAUCCCGCACUCUCUCAUUCCCUCCUAUCCCGCACUCUCUCAUUCCCUCCUAUCCCGCACUCUCUCAUCCCCUCCUCUCCCGCACUCUCUCAUUCCCUCCUAUCCCGCACUCUCUCAUUCCCUCCUAUCCCGCACUCUCUCAUUCCCUCCUAUCCCGCACUCUCUCAUUCCCUCCUAUCCCGCACUCUCUCAUUCCCUCCUAUCCCGCACUCUCUCAUUCCCUCCUAUCCCGCACUCUCUCAUUCCCUCCUAUUCCGCCCUCCCUCAUUCAGGCCUGUCCCGCACUCUCGCAUACCCCUUCCUGGCCCACUCACAUACCCCCUCACCCGCACUCACACAUUCCCCCCUGUUCCGCACUCUCACAGUCCAGCCUGGACCGCACCGCACUCUCGCAUUCCCCCCUCUUCCGCACUCUCACAUACCCCCCUGUUCCGCACUCCCACCCUCCCCCCUGUUCCGCAUUCUCACAUCCCCUCCUCUCCCGCACUCUCUCAUUCCCUCCUAUCCCGCACUCUCGCCAAAACCCCGCCUGUCCAGCACUCACGCAUUCCCCUCCUCUGCACUCUCACAUUCCCCUUCCCUUGGCUCUCACAUUCCCCUUCCCUGCACUCUCACAUUCACCUUCCCUGCACUCUCACAUUCCCCUUGCCUGCACUCACACAAUCCCCUGUCCUGCAAGUCUAA
Closterium sp. Naga37s-1 is the source of this 3630-nucleotide messenger RNA. The record is from the annotation of a GenBank genome assembly. NCBI's taxonomy places the organism in Eukaryota, Viridiplantae, Streptophyta, Zygnematophyceae, Desmidiales, Closteriaceae.